Fusarium coffeatum is the source of this 1566-nucleotide messenger RNA. RefSeq lists its product as uncharacterized. Lineage: Eukaryota; Fungi; Ascomycota; Sordariomycetes; Hypocreales; Nectriaceae. The record is from RefSeq and is a predicted model, not a curated record. Bases 1 to 1566 code for a protein of 521 amino acids. The transcript is spliced from 4 exons. Gene Ontology annotation, cellular component: outer membrane; SAM complex. Gene Ontology annotation, biological process: protein insertion into mitochondrial outer membrane.
AUGGCUGCACUUCCUGGCUCGACUAGGGGUCCGGCUAUGGACCCUUUCAGCAAGCUUCAUUCCGACACCGGUUCUUUGUUGCACGAGGCAGAGUCGAGGCCCGAAUUUCAACAAACACAAGAUGAAGCUAAGCAACGGCGUAUGGCGCGGGUGAUCAAUGAUCAGCAAUUGGCGCCCAUGACCGUUAACGAGCUUCGAGUUCAUGGUGCGGUCAAUACACGAAUGGAAUUCCUCGACCCCAUUUUCCACCCACUUGUUGCAGAUAAGAACAACGAAAACUCAACCGUUGGAGGAGUUGUAGACCAGCUCCGUGUUAUCAGCAACAAGCUCGAUGGUCUUCAAAUCUUCCAACCUCAACCCGAAGUCUUCCUUACUUCCGCACAGCAGACAGACCCCUCCACCUCCCCCACCGACGUCAACAUCGACAUCCGAGUCAAGGAGCUUUCACGAUUCAAGCUGCAAACUGGUACCGAUGUCGGUAAUGGAGAAGGAUCUGCCUACGGUUCGCUGCUAUGGCGAAACAUGUUUGGUGGUGCCGAGAUGCUGGAGUUGAAUGCCAAAGCUGGUACACGCACACGCUCGGCUUACAGCGCCAACCUCACAGCGCCCGUCUUCAGCAACCCUGAUAUGAGGAUAUCGCUGGAGGGUCUGGCUUCGGCUGCUGAGAAGCCAUGGGCAUCGCAUGAAGAAGUUCUUAAGGGCGGAACUCUGCGUUUCUCUUGGCUUAACGAACAGCGUGACAAGCAGUCCGUUGAGUACUCGGGUAUCUGGCGUCAAAUCACCGGUCUGGCCGAGGGUGCCAGCCCAACUGUGCGAGCAGAUGCCGGUGACUCUAUUAAGAGCGCCAUUAAGCACACAUUCCUCAGAGAGAGACGUGAUAAUCCUCAGCUCCCUCAGAGCGGUUACAUGGUUCGAUCUGGUCUUGAGGUCGCUGGUCUUGGUCCUCUUGCUGGUGAUGUUGCUUUCUCCAAGGGUGAGAUUGAGGUUGGCGGUGCCGCCCCUAUCCCUCUUCCUGGUGUCAGUGGACGAACAGGUAUUUCCAUUGGUGGUGGAUUGAGACUAGGCCUGCUUUGCCCUCUGCCUCUUGGAUAUGAGUUCGGCAGCAAGCUUCGCUCUACUCGCAUCAACGACCGCUUCCAGCUUGGAGGACCUACCGAUGUCCGUGGCUUCAAGCUCGGUGGCCUCGGUCCUCACGAUGGUGUCGACUCUGUCGGAGGUGAUGUCUUCGCUGCUGGCAGUGUUAACAUGCUUCUCCCCGUCCCCUACAAGGGUCCUGACUCCGGUCUUCGAUUCCAACUCUUCGCCAACGGUGGUCGUCUCGUUGCUCUCAAGGACCCCAAGAAGUCCUCUUCCCAGGAGAUGUCCGGAUCAGAUGUUCGAAAUGGUUUAGUAAACGCAGUUGGAGAAGUCUUCAACGGUGUUCCCAGCGUCGCUGCUGGUUGUGGUCUGGUGUAUGCGCACCCCGUUGCGCGAUUUGAGCUGAACUUCAGCUUGCCUUUGGCUCUAAGGAAGGGAGAGGCUUCCACCAAGGGACUGCAGGUUGGUGUAGGAAUCAACUUCUUGUAA